GCUAAUGCGGCUCGUGAAGGAGAUAACAUGGCAACAGUGGUGCAGAUGCUGUGUCUCCUUCUGGUUGCUGCGUUGUGGGGGGGCACCAACCCCCUGCUGAAGAGAGCAACAGUGGGUAUAGAGCAUGUGAAGGAAGGGAGCAGGAUCUCUCAGUUCUUGGCUGAAGUCAAGUUCCUCUUUCUCAAUCUCAAGUAUCUUCUACCAUUUCUCCUGAACCAGAGCGGAUCUGUUGUGUUCUACAUCACACUGGCCACAGCAGAUCUGUCUCUGGCAGUGCCAACUGUGAACUCCCUCAGCUUCCUGUUCACCAUGCUCACUGGAAAACUGCUUGGAGAAGACUUUGGAGGGAAAAGAGCUGUGCUGGGGAUGGUGUUGACGAUGCUGGGGGUGACCCUGUGUGUGUUCAGUUCUGUCUCAGAGGCUGAUAAUGCAGAACUGAUCAAUACGACACACAGCAGAAACUCUGGGCACUAGACUGUCCUGCACUGACCCGGACACAGCUGUGGCAGUUAAGCAGAGCUGGGCGUUAAUGCGUGAAAAAUUUGUGGAUGAAUGCUACAUGACUUGUGUUGUGUUCAUCAGUGAGUCAGCAUGUUACUGCUUAACAUCACAUUAAUGGAAUCUGAUCUGAAUCAGGUUCACUGAGUGGAGUUCAACUAAGGAAAGUUUAAAGCUGUUUGAGUUGAACAGAGACUGUAAAAAAAGAUGGACGACGUGUCGCCGUUCCCAUUCAUUCAAUGAAAAUGAAGCCAAAAUCUUCCGCCAUGUUGGCAAUCCUGCCACCUGAUUCUGCGCAGUAGAGACCAGAGGAGGGAGAAAGCCAGUGGAUAGCAGCCUACUCAUUUACAUAAACCCACCCCUUCCGUUUAUUUACAGUAGGCUUAGAUUUCCAGAUUUCCACUAAGGCUGGGUGCAGCAACAUUAGCAUUAGCUGCUAGCUCCAGGCUGCUCCAAUUUAGCCAUGUAACCUCCCGCACUAAAAUGACAGGUGUUUCAGUUUCACUGUCCAACCCCUGUAUAUGCAUAUAUAAUACAUUGCAUACAUAAAUUGA
Molecule: messenger RNA, 1052 nt
Organism: Astyanax mexicanus (Mexican tetra)
Lineage: Eukaryota; Metazoa; Chordata; Actinopteri; Characiformes; Acestrorhamphidae
Gene: tmem234
Product: transmembrane protein 234
Exons: 5
Coding region: 28-474 (148 amino acids)
Source: RefSeq, a predicted model, not a curated record